Molecule: messenger RNA, 846 nt
Organism: Ostertagia ostertagi
Lineage: Eukaryota; Metazoa; Nematoda; Chromadorea; Rhabditida; Trichostrongylidae
Source: the annotation of a GenBank genome assembly
AUGGAAUCCGAUCAAUGGCUUCUUGACGCCUGGAGGAAUUCGCCUCGUGAAUGGCAAAAUCGUUGCUACCAUUUAUCCGCGAAAAUACUAUGUGUUCAUGGGUCCUCCCCUCGCUACGACCCUUACACAAUGCCGUCUAUUUUGGCUGCAGAAGGAUUUACGAUGCCCGCUGAGGAUUUCGUCACGGCUAUGGAGCUUAUCACCAAUGAUUACCGCUUUAGAAGCUUUUCAACCCUAUAUUCUCGUUUGGUAGCAUUUUGGAUGACACUAUCUAUUAUUAUCUUGCUGGUCGUAUUGUUCGCCAACUCCGAAGGAGGUAUUCUUGUGAUGACGUUCUGCCUGUUUUGGUGUGUCAUGCUGUUCGCUGGCAUUAUUGCGUGUGCCAUCAUUCGCAAGCAGAUACGUAUUGGAUUACGUCAUUGUGUUCAGUCAGCUAACAAAAUUCUAAUCAAAAAUAAUGUAAUUGCCGGUGUUGAAGACAAAGGGCAGCUAAGUUGUCAUAAAGUCGUGAUUCAUAUGAUGACUUGCUUACCAGACAUUGAACGCCUUAUUCGAAUCGAAGCUAGUGGAGGUGCUGUGGUAUUCGGGACUGGAGCCCAUACUGCUCCAGCCAAAGAAAUGACGAGAAAAGAGAUUGCGGAAAAAGCGCGGCAUUUGAUUCUGAAAUACAGUCAAGAGUUUGUGAAGGAUACAGCCAGGUAUCGCCUCGUUUUUCCUAGUCGCCCUGCGCUUGGAGUGAGUGAUUAUACCCCAAAGCACUGUCCAAAACAAAUGUGUUUGUGUCAGUAUAUCGAUAAGUACCACUUCAAUCGUCCGCCCAAAAAAUGGUAUUCAUACUUUGUCUGA